UUCGUGCGUACGCUACCUUUUUCAGUCACUGGUUUUUUUUUUUUUUUUUUAAACCGGAGUUCUAAUUUGAACUCACAUGUAGUAACUUUUGUUGAUAAAUUUAUCAUUAAUCUUGCAGAUGUGUGUGAAAAUCAGUUUUAAAAAGAGAUGGGAAGAUCAGUUUUAUGUAUAUGUUAUUCCUUAUUUCUAUGGAUUUUUAUGGGUUUUUAUGGAUUUUUAUGGAUUUAUGGAUCUUUUUUUUUUCAAAUUCUGGUCUAAUGUUUGUUUAAACCAAAAUAGAAAAAAAAAUCAUAUCACAAAAAUAAUACGUAACAUUAAUAAUACGUAAACAUUAAUAAAUUACAG
Messenger RNA from Rhizophagus irregularis DAOM 181602=DAOM 197198, 345 nucleotides. Lineage: Eukaryota; Fungi; Glomeromycota; Glomeromycetes; Glomerales; Glomeraceae. The record is from RefSeq and is a predicted model, not a curated record.